AUGGCGCCUUCAAAAUCCUCAAGUCGUGUCAAACCCUUUCGGCCGUGCACCCUAAUAGGCUUAUUAGUGGUUCUGAUAGUAGUACUGCAGGAGACAGUCGUGACUCAAGGCGGUAUCCCCGGCGCCGAUUCUCCGCCCACCUCCCCAAAAGCCGCAAUUCAAGACGAUGAUGUCGGGGCUGCUAUCUUGCCCGGCAGCAGCGGACUGGACGGAGGAUUUGGUUUGGGAGAGGCUCUACUGGUGGCUUCAGUACGUGUCACCAGGAAGUUCCUCAGCAUGCUGAACCCCUUGAACUGGAUUAUGUACCUUCUGGGUACAGAUGAUGAUCAUUGGGCUCUUGGAUCCUUUUGUAACCCAAAGGCACACCUAUAUCAAGAGUGCUCUGUUCUCUUCGACCACAUUGUUGUCGGAUGUGGGGCGGCUGGGUGCCCAUUGGCCCGUACCGUUUCGGAAGGUGGCAAGCGCGUUCUUCUUAUCGAGAGAGGGAAGGAGAGGAGCUUUGAAGCAACUCCAAACGCAAUGACACUGGAAGGUGCAGGACGUGUGAUUCAAGACGAGGACAUCUCCCAAGCAAUUGUUACUACUCAGGGCGUGCGCACGCAUACGGCGAAUAUAAUGGGAGGCGGGACCAGUAUCAACAUGGCCAUUGUGAUUGAGGAGGAUAAAGAAUACUUCGAGCAUAUGAACCGGGCGUACGGCUACAAUUGGGACCUAGAUCGGGUCAACGAAGCGUACAGCUGGAUCAGUCGGAAGAGCUACUUUCCGAUGCCUCAGGACAGGCCUUUCGCGACUGCCUGGACAAAGAGUCUUCUGGCCCGCGGAUACCGUCCGUUGAUCCCCGUGGGUCGACGAUACACAGGUGGCCCGCUGCCAACUGCUUAUCGGUUGCAUAUGGGAUACAUUUGGGGGGGAGGUUCGUUUUUCAAUCCCGAUGAAGGAGGCUUUAGAAUGGCCAGUGACACGCUACUUGGUGACGACAAGGGCAAGAAGCGUAACAAGAAUCUGACGGUGCUUACGGAACACACCGUCCAGCGCGUUAGGUUCGCAGUAGGCGACACUGUACCCCGAGCUGUCUGCGUUGACUACCGAAAGACAGCGUUCGAGGACCAGCAAAUUCUCGGCACGAUGAAUACGAUCUCCACUGAUUACAUUGGAUGGAAAGCUCAGGCAUACUAUUUGAUGAGACGUGCCAAGGCGGCACUGAUGUAUUACGCGAAGAACGAUCCUGAAGAAUCGAAGAUUUUGAGGCGAGCCUGUGUGGGAGUAAACGGAGAGAUCACGUUAUCCGCAGGUGCAAUACACACCCCUCUGAUACUCAUGCGAUCGGGAAUCGGUUCUCGCGAACAGCUCAAAGAUAUCAGUGUAUCUCCUGUGAAAGAGUUGCCGGCUGUGGGGAAGAACCUGAGGGAUCGAAUGUUCAUUCCUCUAAACUUUUUUGCUGUUGGGAAAAACACCAGUGCGCGUCACCACCCUGCACGAGUAUGCGAGACGACAGGCGUCGCGAAACUUGGACCUGACUGCGAGAACUUCAACAUUGGAGAUCGGUCACUCAAGUGUACCCUAGCAGUUGCUGAAGAACUAUACGGCGGCAACACCACCGAAGGAGUUAUCUUGGGCACCCGCUAUAUCUUCCCUCCAGCAUUUCGUCAUCACCCCUUAGCGGAUAAGGCCUUCGAGAUCAUGACCUACUGUGCCCGACAUCGUCCACUCAUUGAGCAUAUGCAUGAUUAUCUCCCAAUUUGCGCGACCAUCGAGCCAAUGAUAAAUUGUUUCAGACGAGGGAGCGCGCCUUUCUAUUUUACGUCCGAGCCGAAGUCCAGCGGAUAUGUUAAGCUUGAUAAGCGCGGAGAGGUAGAAGUAGAAGUCAACUAUUUAAAGGACGUGCAAGACGUAUUCGAUGCUAUUAGAGGCAUGCAGAACUUGAUCGAAACCACGAAAGAUCCUGCUUGGAAAGGCGUCCUUGAGCCGAUUUCCCUGAACUCGUGCCCCGUCCAGAUUUUGAACGGGGUGUUAGAUCUUGUUGCUCGGCUUGGACAAGAUGCCAUUGGAGAGGUGUUUCACGGCCCCAGUCUCCGCGAGAUCCGCCAAGAUCUAGAACUCCUGCUGCCAGGCAACCGGACAGUGACCCCGGAAGAGUUACGGGGGGACGGCGCUGAGACUGAUGACGCGGAAGUUACGCCUGAUAAUUUGGACAGAUAUGUCGAAAUUUUGGACAAAAUACAGAAGAAACAAGAUGCUGUGGAGUCGCUGCUGAGAGCGACUCAACCGUCGUCACCUACUGGAAGAUUUGCCGUGGAGGCUGAAACCACACGUCUUGGCUGGCAGAAGGCCUUGUCAGAGCUCCGACGAGAGUUUCUCGUCAGUGGUACUACAGAGGCUAAAGAUGGUGUGUGCAAUGCUACUUGUGAUGGAAGCGAAGCAGCAUUGCAACUUGGAGUUUUGCAAAGCUGCACCUUUAAAGAUCCUUAUCACUUCUAUAGUGGCUUUUGCGGCACCAAUCCUGAGGAAGCUAGCACAGAGCCUUCGGAGGAGCAAAACCAUGACGACGCCCCGUCGCCUUCUCCCAUGGACGAUCCCGAGGCGUUUGGCAGAUUCUGGUCGAACAAGUUCAGACCAGGAUCUAACAGAGACCAGUGGGUUGCUGCUUACCCUCCGAUCUUGCCACGCACGGAUCACCCGGAGGAAGUUGCAAAGUUUGUUUUUGCGUUUAUGACCAGUCUUUGGCAUUUGCACGGCACAUCGAAGAUGGGAGAAGUUAUUGACCAGAACUUUAAUGUGAUUGGGGUGAAGAGCUUGUCGAUCGCCGAUGCCUCGGCACUAGACAAAGUUCCGCGCAUGAACCCAACGGCGACGCUCGUCAUGAUGGGACGCUACAUUGGCCUCCAGAAGCUCGAAGAAUGGCGUCGACUUACAUCAGCCUCGACUUCGGCGAAAGAAUUCUUGUCCGAAGUGAAAUAA
Neospora caninum is the source of this 2958-nucleotide messenger RNA. RefSeq lists its product as hypothetical. Gene Ontology annotation, molecular function: flavin adenine dinucleotide binding; oxidoreductase activity, acting on CH-OH group of donors. The record is from RefSeq and is a predicted model, not a curated record. The coding region runs from base 1 to 2958 and encodes 985 amino acids. NCBI's taxonomy places the organism in Eukaryota, Apicomplexa, Conoidasida, Eucoccidiorida, Sarcocystidae. The transcript is spliced from 8 exons.